CUAAAAUUAUUUCUUUCAUCUUUCACAUUCGAACUCAUCAUCCCCAUCAAAUAAAAACUCACCACUUCCAUCAAUCCAUCAUCCAUCACUUAACCUCCACUUUCCUUCUUUUCAAAAAUCAAAAAAGAUUUCGAACGAAAUGACUAGACCAUUAGAAGAUGAUCCUCCUAUCGCUGCGAUUGACGAUGGUGGUCCUGCUGUCGAUCCUGGUUUACUAGUAGAGAGACAAAAGUUCAACUACGAAGUCAUACAAGGUUAUUUCUUACAAAAUGGACCAAAACCUAAACAUCUUACAUUCAACGAAGUCCUAAAACGUUCUUUCGGUCUUAUAGAUACUUCAGAAGAUAGAUGGACAAAUUUGAAAUCUUCCAUUUCUAAAUUACAAGCUAACGCUCCUCCUGGAGUGAGUUACAAACUUUUGUUCAUCGCUAGACAUGGUCAAGGAUGGCAUAAUUUUGGUGCUAGUAAAUAUGGCGCAGAGGCAUGGGAAGCACAUUGGACAUUCAUCACCGGAGAUGGAGUCUUGAAUUGGGGACCAGAUCCUGAACUAACUCCUUUGGGCGUUUCACAAGCUCGGGCUAUACAAAAAGCAUGGAAAAGGGAAAAACCUUUAGGUGCACCGGUAUCACAUGAAGAGAUGAGAUGGUAUGUUUCACCGUUGACACGUACUGGACAAACUAUGAUUGAGUCGUGGGGUGAUUUGUUGGGUGUUCCGGAAGUUUGGGAAGAUUGGAGGGAGAUUUAUGGUAGUCAUACUUGUGAUAAGAGAUCUUCAAAGUCAACCAUCCGGAAACGUUUCCCACACUUCAUCAUCGAACCCUCUUUAGCGGAAGAAGAUGAGCUCUGGAGGGCGGAUUACAGGGAAGAUGAUAAACACAUGCAAGAACGUGCGACCCGAGCGUUGGAUAGACUUUUCGGUCCAGAGGGUGCUAAAGAGACCUAUAUCUCAAUAACUUCUCAUUCCGCUUUCCUUCGUAAUUUACUCGCUAUACUACGACAUCAACCAUAUCCUCUCGCUACUGGAGAAAUGAUCCCAGUCGUUGUUAAAGCAACAGCUAUCGAUUCACCUUCUUCAUUCAAACAUGAUUCUUUGAUCGAAGAAAAUGUUACUUCCAUCCAACAUUCUUCUCCUUCGUUCAGUAAUGAUUCUUCUCUUGACACACAUGAUUCAUCUACUAUUGGAAGUCAUGAUUCUACUAUUGACAAGAACGAUUUAUCCAUCUCUAUCGACGAAAAUGAUUCUUCUAUCGAAACUCAUGAUAUACCUCUUGACGAUCAUGAUUCUUCUCAUAAAAUCAAAAACACCACUUCCACUUUCGAUUCUCCCAACAAUGUCGAAUCUGAUCUUAUUUGAACGAUGGAAAAAGAUGUGGGACACAUACGACCGACAAAAGAAAAGAAAAGAUUCAUGUAAAGAAGAAUGAGGAAAAUGAAAAUUGUAUAUAUAUCAUACCUAGGUUUACUUUCUCUUUACCCACUCGGGCUUCAGUCUUCUUUUUUCUAUCUCAUAUGCAAGGAAAUAGAGAAAAGACAUGACAUGCAUAUUCCUUUCUCUACAGU
This is a messenger RNA of Tremella mesenterica DSM 1558, 1560 nucleotides long. RefSeq lists its product as uncharacterized. NCBI's taxonomy places the organism in Eukaryota, Fungi, Basidiomycota, Tremellomycetes, Tremellales, Tremellaceae. The record is from RefSeq and is a predicted model, not a curated record. Gene Ontology annotation, molecular function: phosphatase activity. Gene Ontology annotation, cellular component: cytoplasm. The transcript is spliced from 6 exons. Bases 140 to 1354 code for a protein of 404 amino acids.